Messenger RNA from Cryptomeria japonica (Japanese cedar), 1575 nucleotides. RefSeq names its product L-type lectin-domain containing receptor kinase IX.1-like. Gene Ontology annotation, biological process: protein phosphorylation. Bases 1 to 1575 code for a protein of 524 amino acids. Gene Ontology annotation, molecular function: protein kinase activity; ATP binding; carbohydrate binding. Lineage: Eukaryota; Viridiplantae; Streptophyta; Pinopsida; Cupressales; Cupressaceae. The transcript has 4 exons. Gene Ontology annotation, cellular component: plasma membrane. The record is from RefSeq and is a predicted model, not a curated record.
AUGGCCGAGCUCUGUCAUGCUGUUUCUUCCCUGCUCUUCUCCUGUGUUGCCGCUUCUCUCAUUUUAAUGUCACACGCAGGAAAUCUUAGCUUUGCAUUCCCUCCCAGCAACGAUUUUAAAACUCAAAAUGAUGCUUAUUUUCAAGGAGACAAUCUCAUACUUCUGACCAAGAACCAAGCAACAGGGAGCCUGGCCAAUAGCUCAGGCUGGGCAGCUUACAAUAAAUCGAUUCCGCUUUGGGACAAUCUCAUACUCCUCUUGAGCUCUGAAUUUGACACUCACAACAACAGUGCUUUGGAUCCCGACGACAACCAUGUGGGUGUUGACGUCAAUAGUAUUUUUUCGAAGGUCAACGUUUCGCUGACCAGCGUAGGAAAGUCCGGUCUUUGUGAUAAAAAGCUCAAGAAUGGAAAAGAACAUCAAGGUUGGCCUCGGCCUCAACAGGGUUGUCCUCAGAGACGCACACUGGUUACGCCUGGGAUUUCUCUUGUAAUUAUUCGUGGGAAUCAUCAGCUGUUCAAUUUCCAAUCAACGCUCCCAAACUCUUCUUUUGGAAAUGGCAAGAUAAACAAUAGCCAUUUCCGGGUUAUAUUGAUAGUUGUCUUUUGCAGCGCCCUGGCCAUCUGCGGUUUCAUAUUCAUUGGCUGGCGACAGUAUUUCAGAAAAAGCGAAUGCGGUGGUGAGGCAACUGAAGACAGCGUUGUGGAGGUGGACCAAUGUUUUUUACAGGGCCCACGAAAAAUCUCCUAUGCGGAGCUCAGUACAGCGAUAGUGGAAAGCUUGGGCAAGGAGGCUUCGGUGGCGUUUACAGGGGCAUCCUGCCUGCUCUUAGGAUGGUGCCAUCGAAAGGGCGAGUUACUCCUGGUCUAUGAAUACCUGCCUAAUGGAAGUCUAGAUAAUUAUAUUUUUGGGGAGCAGAAGGGUGCUUUGGAUUGGGACAGGAGGUAUGAUAUUGCUUGUGACUUAGCCUCUGCUCUAGCUUAUCUCCACGAGGAAUGGGACCAACUUGUUGUGCACCGAGACAUAAAGGCAAGCAGCGUAAUGUUGGAUUCCAAUUUCAACGCCAAGUUGGGAGAUUUUGAUUUCGCUAGACUGGUCGAGCGUCAUCAUUCAGCUUCUCAUACAACUGUGGUGGCAGGCACACUUGGGUAUUUAGCGCCCGAGUGUGUAAUGACAGGGAAGGCCAGUCCAGAGACGGACGUAUUCAGCUUUGGGGUGGUGACUCUGGAAACUGCCUGCGGAGGGCGGCCGGUUGACCGCUCUCUACAUGAACAGAAUUGUAGACUGGUAGAAUGGGCUUGGAAUUUAUAUGGACACGGAAAUAUUUUAUGUGCUGCGGAUGAGAAAUUGGGUGGAAAAUUUAACGAGAAGGAAAUGGAGAGGAUGCUGUUGGUGGGGGUGCUGUGCUCUCACCCAGACCCCACAUCAAGACCUAAAAUGAGAGAGGUGACAAAGAUAUUGAAAGGCGAAGCUGAUUUGUCAUUUGUUCUCCUGGAUUUUCCUGUCGCUGUGUACAGCCAGCGCCAGCGCCUUCGUCCUCCUAUCAUUUCAAGCUCGUUGGCUUUCACGUCUUAA